AUGAGUCAUAAUAUGGGUAGUGUGUUGAAAAGACAAGUAAAAAGAUCAGGUAAAAGAGAAAAAAUUAAAGUGAAUUUGUAUAAGACAAGCAAAAGGCUUAGUGAAAAUAUUCAUAUUGCCAUUAGUGAAAAUGUUUCCAUCAUUAGCAAAAAUGAGAAUGAAGGUCCUGUUUAUGAAACUCUUGAAACUACUACAGCCAAUAAAGGCACUGAAACAACUGCUAAUAAAAAUAAUGCUACUAACAAUAAUGCUGCAAUAAAAAAUAUAAGAGAUAUGCUUGAUGAACAAAACAUGCUCAUUGCUGACAGAAUAUUAUAA
Cetraspora pellucida is the source of this 318-nucleotide messenger RNA. The record is from the annotation of a GenBank genome assembly. Lineage: Eukaryota; Fungi; Glomeromycota; Glomeromycetes; Diversisporales; Gigasporaceae.